GGACUAGCGUUUGGAUGAAUUGUUUGAAUAAUCAUUUCCAGUUUGAUCCAAAAUGCAGGUAUGUAUGUAUGUUUUGUGUUAAGAUUCACUUACAUAAUUGUUACACAAAAUCUUGACUAUUGAUCUCUCUAUUAUGAAUGAUUGAGUCAGAUUUACCACGAUUUAAAUCUUAAUCUAAACAGAUGAAUGGAAUAGUCUUUUCAGAUGGUGGCUGAAACUUAUAGAAAAUAAUACAAAUUGCAAUUUCAGUGGUGUGAGUGUGAAUUUAGUUCGCCUUUAAUAACACUGGACCAGAGGAAACAGAAAGGAAAAAAGAUGUGGAGAAAGAAUUAACAUUGGAAAAUGAUUGCUUAAAUGACCCAUUUCACUAUUAAAGUUAAAGAUAUUUCAUCAAGUAAAACUACGAUGGUUGAAAUUAAGUAGAGAGUUUUUUCCAUCUCCACAUUUCACUUUGUUCAAGAAAAAAAAAAAAAAAAAAGACAAAGAAGUAAGCUACAGUUAGGUCUCUUUAGAAGUUUCAAGAGCCUAACAUUAGUAACCCAAUUUAAGGUUCUCAUUGGCAGUUGUGAUGAAUUUCUUAAUCCCACUUGAAUGGUAUUUGCAAAUUUUUCUAAUCAAUGUUGAUGGGUUCAGUACGUUGUGGUGAGGGUGACCCUUGCUCAAUCAAGUCUUCUUGUUAGAGGGUUCGGGCUUAUGUCUUCCUGUCAUAUAUAUGCAUUCACAUAAUAAGGCUCCUUACUAACAAUUGGGGAUGGAUAAAAUUCAAACCUUUAUUUUCGGCAAGGUUUACUUCAGUCCCUAUCAUUUGAGUCUUGACAAUACCAACAAGAGUUUGAUUGAGUUGGUUCAUAAUAAUUUCAAAACCUUAAUUUCGGGUCAAGAUUAGAGUUUCAAAUCCUGCAACAGUUGACUCUCUAUAUACCCAAAAAAAAAGAGCUUACCUUGAUGGGUUCACAAUUAAAUAAGGAAAAUGAUUCACACAAUGUCUACUUACAGUGAAAUUUUGCAACCCUAAGUGACAAUGAUAGUAAUUAUGAUUAACUUUUUUUUAUUUAGUGGAAUGUGUGAAUCUAUAUUUAUCCACUUGAUGCCAUUUAUUUAUUAUAAGAAUUCAUUUUAAGAAUAUUGUACAGGAAUUAACUUUGAUCAAAUAAAGCAUUACAAAUUAAUAAUGAAAAGGUAGAAAUAUUGAAGAGUAAUUGACUUGUUAUUCAUAUCUUUGCACAUAGUACACUUACAAAUCAAUGAAAUCAAGGAAAGAAUUAAGGAAAUCUUUUAGAGCAUUGAGAAUCAAUUAAGGCAAUGAUGAUGACUGAAUCUUUUUAAAGUGGAAGGAGAGGCUUUGAAUCUAGAGCAAACUUGUGGAGUGGAGUAAACAUAAGUUGUGACU
Rubroshorea leprosula is the source of this 1390-nucleotide messenger RNA. Lineage: Eukaryota; Viridiplantae; Streptophyta; Magnoliopsida; Malvales; Dipterocarpaceae. The record is from the annotation of a GenBank genome assembly.